Molecule: messenger RNA, 1725 nt
Organism: Penicillium manginii
Lineage: Eukaryota; Fungi; Ascomycota; Eurotiomycetes; Eurotiales; Aspergillaceae
Product: sugar porter family MFS transporter
Exons: 3
Coding region: 1-1725 (574 amino acids)
Biological process (GO): carbohydrate transport; transmembrane transport
Cellular component (GO): plasma membrane
Molecular function (GO): carbohydrate:proton symporter activity
Source: RefSeq, a predicted model, not a curated record
AUGAAGAACCCGUUCCAAAAAAGAGCACAGAGUGAUGAUACCGACCACCAGCCACCGAGAGAGUCUGUCGGGGAGUCAGUUUCCACAGUUGAUCGCGAAAAAGCUCUUAACAGUAGCGAUGUUGUCGAUACACCUAUUCCACUACUCACCUGGCGCUCCGUGGUGAUGGGCCUAUUCGUGUCCAUGGGUGGGUUUGUGUUCGGUUACGAUACUGGCCAAAUUUCCGGUUUCUUGGAGAUGCCCAACUUCCUUCAACGAUAUGGACAAUUGGGAUCCGAUGGGACCUAUCAUUUUAGUAACGUGCGCUCUGGUCUCAUUGUUGGCCUGCUUUCCAUUGGUACCUUGAUUGGAGCUCUAGUUGCUGCGCCUAUCUCUGAUCGCACGGGGCGGAAGUGGUCGAUCAGUGGUUGGUGCGUGAUUCUAUGUGCUGGUAUCACUGUUCAAAUAUCCUCUCCUGCCGGGAAGUGGUACCAAGUCGCUAUGGGUCGUUGGACUGCAGGACUGGGUGUCGGCGCAUUAUCUUUGCUUGUCCCCAUGUAUCAAGCAGAGUCUGGCCCUAGGCACAUCCGAGGAUCACUGAUUAGUACAUACCAACUUUUCAUCACAUUAGGAAUUUUCGUUGCGAACUGCAUUAAUUUCGGAACCGAAGCUCGCGAUAAUACCGGCUCAUGGCGCAUCCCUAUGGGCAUUACCUAUUUAUGGGCUAUUAUACUCGGAGUUGGUAUGGCGUUUUUCCCGGAAAGUCCUCGUUAUGAUUAUCGGCAUGGGAGGGUGGAAAAGGCGAUCACCACCCUUUCAAAGAUAUACGGAGUACCACGUAACCACCGGGCUAUGAAGAUCGAAUUCGAAGAAAUCAAGCAGAAACACGACGAGGAAGUCCGCAAUGGCAAGGCCUCCUGGGUCCAGCUCUUCAAAGCCCCAACAAUGGCCAAACGUGUUGCUGUCGGAGUAAGUCUACAAGCGCUCCAGCAGCUGACCGGUGCCAACUACUUCUUCUACUACGGAACCACCGUCUUCAAGGGCGCUGGUAUUGCAAACAGCUACGUCACACAGAUGAUUCUAGGCGGUGUCAAUUUCGGAACUACCUUCCUGGGUCUCUAUCUGAUUGAGAAUUACGGUCGACGUCGAUCUCUCAUUGCAGGUGCUCUGUGGAUGUUCGUGUGCUUCAUGAUAUUCGCUUCCGUCGGCCACUUCUCUCUUGAUCGAGACUUCCCGGAGCGCACCAAGUCAGCCGGUGUAGCCAUGGUCGUCUUUGCCUGUCUAUUUAUUCUCGGUUUUGCAAGUACAUGGGGCCCAAUGGUGUGGACGAUUAUUGCAGAGCUCUAUCCCUCCCAGUACCGAGCGCGCGCCAUGUCCCUCGCGACGGCAUCCAACUGGCUCUGGAAUUUCCUCUUGGCAUUCUUCACGCCGUUCAUUGUCAGUGCGAUCGACUUCCGGUUUGGAUAUGUCUUUGCUGGAUGUCUCUUCCUUGCUGCUGGAUUGGUUUACUUCGCUGUUAUUGAGGGCCAGGGUCGGACCCUCGAGGAGAUUGAUACAAUGUACCUCAUGAAGGUCAAGCCCUGGGAGAGCUCUAAGUUUGAAUUCCCAGCUGAUCCGAAUGUUAUGCGUGGGUCUUUUGAUAAGACAGACGGGACUGGCUCUGCGGCCCAUGUUGAGCCGACUGGCGGGGUUCAAGAGGAGGUGCCUACUAUUCAGGAGACUCGAGCCACAGGCGCCGUAGAAUAG